AUGGUCGGGGAUUCGGAGAUCAUGGGGAAUAUCCAGAAAAAAGGAAUCACAUUUGAUAAUUUUGCUGAACUUGCUAGGGAACAUGUCGACAUUGAAGCAUUCAAGGUUCAACAUAGCUCUUUAGAGCAAUUUACAGACUCUGUGAUCGAAACGACUUUAGUGGAAGAUUUGCACAUGAUUCUGUCCUACUCUAGGAAGAAGAAGGGUGAUGAUCAUUUUUCACCAAUGGCUGCAUAUCACAAGGGCAGAGACAUGCUUUUGAUAUUAGGUGUUGCCCGCUACAAAUACCCUUUUCACUGGUUGCCGCGGAUGACGGCUUAUGAUGGUGAGGAAGAAAAUCUCAUGAGCCAGAGCUAUGGAGAGAUUGAUGAAAAGUGUAGAAGUGAAUACUAG
Molecule: messenger RNA, 393 nt
Organism: Camellia sinensis
Lineage: Eukaryota; Viridiplantae; Streptophyta; Magnoliopsida; Ericales; Theaceae
Source: RefSeq, a predicted model, not a curated record